UGUAGACACUGCCCACCGCUGUCGCGCUCCCCCCACCUUGCAUGUCUACCGCCGGACGGAGUCGCACCAGGGUUCGUGCCACUGCAGGGGAAAAACCCGGCAAGAAUGGAUUUCUAACAACGUUUCUCCUUUCUUUCCUUUACCCAACUGACGUCAUCCUCAAUGUCUCUCACAAAUUUGAACUAACAAAAUGAGGAUUUCUUGUAAUCAGCUUUUACUGCUAUUCUCUUGCGUUUGGGGACUUACUAUGGGUGCUUUUCCGAGCAGCGUUCAAAUCGGCGGACUGUUCAUCAGGAACACAGAUCAGGAGUACACUGCCUUUCGGUUGGCCAUUUUUCUUCACAACACAAGCCCUAAUGCAUCCGAGGCCCCCUUUAACCUGGUACCCCACGUGGACAACAUUGAGACUGCCAACAGUUUUGCCGUGACCAAUGCCUUCUGUUCGCAGUACUCGCGGGGCGUGUUCGCCAUUUUUGGCCUGUACGAUAAGAGGUCGGUUCACACGCUAACAUCCUUCUGUGGCGCGCUACACAUCUCCCUUAUCACGCCCAGUUUCCCUACCGAGGGCGAGAGCCAGUUCGUCUUACAGCUGCGGCCCUCCAUACGAGGGGCCCUUCUAAGCCUGCUAGACCACUAUGACUGGAAUCGAUUCGUCUUUCUCUACGACACCGACAGGGGGUAUUCGAUACUGCAGGCUAUCAUGGAAAAGGCAGGCCAGAACAGUUGGCAGGUCAGCGCCAUUUGUGUCGAGAACUUUAAUGAUGCCAGUUACCGGCAGCUUCUCGAAGACCUAGACCGCAGACAGGAAAAGACGUUUGUCAUAGACCUGGAGGCAGAGAGACUGAACAACAUGCUGGAACAGAUUGUAAGUGUCGGCAAGCAUGUCAAAGGCUACCAUUACAUCAUGGCAAAUUUGGGUUUUAAGGACAUCAAUCUGGAGCGUUUCAUGCAUGGGGGAGCCAAUGUGACAGGCUUUCAACUGGUGGACUUCAGCAAUCCCAUGGUUAUUAAACUCAUGCAGCGCUGGAACAAGCUGGACCAGCGCGAGUAUCCCGGCUCUGACGCUCCUCCCAAGUACACUUCCGCUCUGACAUACGAUGGAGUGAUGGUGAUGGCAGAAGCCUUCCGGAACCUACGCAGGCAGAAGGUGGACAUUUCCCGCAGGGGCAACGCCGGAGACUGCCUGGCCAACCCCGCUGCCCCCUGGAACCAGGGCAUCGACAUGGAGCGCACACUCAAACAGGUGCGCCUCCAAGGAUUAACAGGAAAUGUCCAGUUCGACCACUACGGGCGCAGAGUCAACUACACUAUGGAUGUUUUCGAAUUAAAAAAUAAUGGCCCCAGAAGGAUCGGAUAUUGGAAUGAUGCUGAUAAGUUGGUUCUGACCCAGGAUCACGCUUUGCUUCCUAAUGAAACGUCUGGCAUGGAGAACAGAACCGUGAUUGUGACGACUAUUAUGGAAGGGCCGUAUGUAAUGCUGAAGAAGAACUGGGAGAUGUACGAGGGGAACGAGCAAUAUGAGGGUUACUGUGUGGAUCUGGCAUAUGAAAUCUCUAAACACAUUGGUUUCAAGUAUAAGAUCUCCAUCGUGCCUGAUGGAAAGUAUGGAGCUCGGGACCCAGAGACAAAGAUCUGGAACGGGAUGGUUGGGGAGCUGGUGUACGGGAAAGCGGAAAUCGCUGUGGCCCCAUUGACUAUCACUCUGGUCCGGGAGGAGGUCAUUGACUUCUCGAAGCCCUUCAUGAGCUUGGGCAUCUCCAUCAUGAUCAAGAAGCCCCAGAAGUCCAAACCGGGUGUCUUCUCCUUCCUGGACCCGCUGGCCUACGAGAUCUGGAUGUGCAUUGUGUUCGCCUACAUUGGCGUGAGCGUGGUGCUCUUCCUGGUCAGCCGCUUCAGCCCGUACGAGUGGCACACCGAGGAGCCCGAGGAGGACACUGACGGUCUGCCUAGCGACCAGCCCCCCAAUGAGUUCGGGAUCUUCAACAGUCUCUGGUUCUCCCUUGGAGCCUUCAUGCAGCAGGGUUGCGACAUCUCACCCAGGUCUCUAUCUGGACGCAUCGUGGGUGGAGUGUGGUGGUUUUUCACCCUCAUCAUCAUCUCCUCCUACACAGCCAACCUGGCUGCUUUCCUCACUGUGGAGAGGAUGGUGUCGCCCAUUGAAAGCGCUGAGGACCUGGCCAAGCAGACAGACAUAGCGUAUGGUACUCUUGACUCAGGCUCCACCAAAGAGUUCUUCAGGAGGUCAAAGAUUGCCGUUUAUGAGAAAAUGUGGAGCUACAUGAAGUCUGCCGAGCCCACGGUGUUCACUAAGACCACGGCAGAGGGAGUGGCACGGGUGAGAAAGUCCAAAGGGAAGUACGCCUUCCUGCUGGAGUCCACAAUGAACGAGUACACGGAGCAGCGCAAACCCUGCGACACCAUGAAAGUGGGAGGAAACCUGGACUCCAAAGGCUACGGGGUGGCGACGCCUAAGGGCUCACAGUUAAGAACCCCCGUAAACCUUGCCGUUUUGAAACUGAGUGAAUCAGGCAUCUUAGACAAGCUGAAAAACAAAUGGUGGUACGAUAAGGGCGAGUGUGGACCCAAGGACUCGGGAAGUAAGGACAAGAGCUCACAGGCCCUCAGCCUCAGUAAUGUGGCUGGGGUCUUCUACAUUCUGGUCGGGGGCCUGGGCCUGGCCAUGCUGGUGGCCCUCAUCGAGUUCUGCUACAAGUCCCGAAACGAGGCCAAGAGAAUGAAGGUGGAACAGUCUGAACGUCGCCCCUCUUCCUCUCCUCUCCCCAGUCCCGUCCCCCUCCCCAGCCCCCAUCCCUCCCCAGGGCCCAGUCCCACCCACAGCACUCAGAGUUUAGCCACAUAUAGAGAGGGUUACAACGUCUACGCCACUGAAGGAGUAGAGAUGUAGGAGGUCAGAUGUACGUAGGUGCCCGGCAGUCGUAAGUGGAGCUCCUCUGUUUUCGCUGCCGUAGCUUGCCGUGGUAAAGCUUCUUGUGUUUGUGACGUCCUUGUUCUGUCUCCUCCACGUGUACUCCAAGUCGGAGACGUGCAUUCACAUAUUUGUGCAUGCUGAAGAUCGAGGUACCUGGACUGCACACGUUUGUAAUCACAUGCCAGUGCGGUAACCUCUCUUACCGAGUAAAGAAGAAUAGUUA
Molecule: messenger RNA, 3152 nt
Organism: Sinocyclocheilus rhinocerous
Lineage: Eukaryota; Metazoa; Chordata; Actinopteri; Cypriniformes; Cyprinidae
Product: glutamate receptor 4-like
Exons: 15
Coding region: 191-2905 (904 amino acids)
Biological process (GO): monoatomic ion transport
Cellular component (GO): membrane
Molecular function (GO): ligand-gated monoatomic ion channel activity; signaling receptor activity
Source: RefSeq, a predicted model, not a curated record